Penicillium taxi is the source of this 1896-nucleotide messenger RNA. Its product is annotated as putative FAD monooxygenase. Bases 1 to 1896 code for a protein of 631 amino acids. The transcript has 2 exons. Lineage: Eukaryota; Fungi; Ascomycota; Eurotiomycetes; Eurotiales; Aspergillaceae. Gene Ontology annotation, molecular function: FAD binding. The record is from RefSeq and is a predicted model, not a curated record.
AUGGUUCAGGAGAAUUUCGAUAUCGUUAUUGUUGGCGCCGGCCCCGUUGGCUUGCUCUUGUCCUUGUGUAUGUCCCGUUGGGGCUACAAGGUCAAGCACAUUGACAACCGACCCGUCCCUACCGCCACUGGUCGCGCCGAUGGCAUCCAGCCCCGUUCCACUGAGAUCCUGCGCAACUUGGGACUGAAGCGUGCUAUCAUGGCCUACGAGCCUGCUAAGGUCUACGAUGUUGCUUUCUGGGACCCCAAGGCCGACGGCACUGGAAUUGCUCGCACUGGAAGCUGGCCCAGUUGCCCCCGCUUUAUUGAUACCCGUUAUCCUUUCACAACCCUUGUGCACCAGGGUAAGAUUGAGCGCGUCUUCCUGGAUGAGAUUGAGAAGGCUGGUUCCCACGUUGAGCGUCCUUGGACUAUCAACGGUUUCAAGAAUGAUGGCGCCAACGCCGACUACCCCGUUGAAGUAAGCCUGAAGAGCAUUGACACAAAUGUUAUCGAGACUGUACGCACCAAAUACUUGUUCAGUGGUGAGGGUGCUCGCAGCUUCGUUCGUGAGCAGCUCGGCAUCAAGAUCCACCACAAGGACCCCAUCGCCUACGUUUGGGGUGUCAUGGACGGUGUCGUGCGCACUAACUUCCCCGAUAUUGAGACAAAAUGCACUAUCCACUCCGAUGCUGGAUCCAUCAUGGUCAUUCCCCGCGAGGACAACAUGGUCCGUCUCUACGUCCAAAUCGCUCAAUCCAGUGAUGCCGACUGGAACCCCCGCAAGACCGCCACCGCCGAGGAGGUUCAACAAGUUGCCAAGGACAUCCUCAAGCCCUACUGGGUCGAAUGGGACCGAGUUGAGUGGUACUCAGUUUAUCCCAUCGGCCAAGGUAUUGCCGAGAAGUACACUCUCGAUGAGCGUGUGUUCAUGGGAGGCGAUGCUUGCCACACUCACAGCCCCAAGGCCGGUCAGGGUAUGAACACUGCUUUCCACGAUGCCUUGAACAUGGCCUGGAAGAUCCAUGCCGUGGAAAGCGGCCUUGCUGACCGCUCCACUCUGAGCACCUACGAGACCGAGCGCAAGGAUAUCGCCGAGACUCUGCUAGACUUCGAUGCCAAGUACGCCGCUUUGUUCUCCAAGCGCCGCCCCAACGCCAGCGAAGUCUCUGCCAGUAAGUCUUUGGACACCGAUGAAGAGGAAGAUGAGUUCGUCAAGACCUUCAAGUCUUCUUGCGAGUUCACCAGUGGAUACGGAGUUGCCUACAAGCCCAACGUCUACAACUGGGAUGCUAGCCACCCCGCCAAGUCUCCUCUGUUCGACAUUCCCAGUGUCAAGCUGACUCCUGGCCGUGCUAUCACUCCCAGUAUGGUGACCCGUUUGGCCGAUUCCAACUUUGUCGAGCUCGAGCAGGAGGUCCCUGUGAACGGUUCUUUCCGCAUCUUCAUCUUCGCUGGUAACCAGCAGAAGACCAAUAAGGCCAUCAACGAUCUCGCUGCCAACUUGGAGAAGGAGCGCUCCUUCCUCUCGGCCUACCGCCGCCCUGACAUUGCGGACCUCUCCUUUUUCGAGCGCCACAACCCUCACUCCAAGCUCUUCACCCUAUCCGUCAUCUACGCCGCUGCCAAGAACGAGAUCGAUGUGGACUCCAUCCCCCAAAUUCUGCGUGACUACCACCACCACCUGUACGCCGAUGACCUUCCCGAUGUCCGUGUCCCCACUGCCAAGUAUGCUGCCCACGAGAAACUUGGCUUCGACCCCGAGCUAGGAGGUGUCGUCAUUACUCGGCCCGACGGCCACGUUGCCGCCACCGUGAAGCUGGUUGAGGGCAGCGGCACCGCCGACGCUCUCAACGAGUACUUCAACUCUUUCUCAACUAAGCCUCUCGGUCAGGACGCCCAGUCCCCCCGUUUGUAA